UUAGAGCUCUCUAACCUAAAAUAAGGACGCGAUCUCUCUUCCACAAUCGUCCCAUCUCGUUCUAUACAUAGCAUAUAAAUAUAAAUCUUUAAAGCUUGUCUUGUACCGAAUACUUAUGCAGUGUACUUAGUGUAGCGCUGGCCGCUGACUGCUCCAUGCAGCGUCUUCAUCAAGUUAAACCAUCAGGCGACACAUAUAGGCACGGCUUCCGUGGAAUUGUGUGCAUGUGCGAUUGAAUCAGAGCGGUAGACAGAAAGAGAGAGAAUUAUGUCUUCCGCGUGUUCCUUAUACUGUAUAACUUUUUUUUUAUCGAUCGAAAGAUAAUUAAGAAUUAUAGCAAUAGAGAGGCGUCAAAAGAAGAUAAUAUUAUUGCGUAAAGAAAAAGAAUAGCAUUGGUUGUACUACUUCCAGACGACGCAACAACUCUGUCUUGUCUAUACCAAGAGUGCCAAGUAUAUAUAUAUAUAUACGGCCUACUUUGAUGCAGCAUACGUGCAUUGGUGCAGCGCGUCCGGGUCCGGCUUCUAACUCUCGAUGAGCCAUUCUUUCCUCUCGACUGGAUUGUCUCGGAGCAACAGCUCCAUACAUCUGUCACAACGAUGUUGUAAACAAUUCUCCAAGUUGUAAUUUCGUUUUUUUCUCGUCGAGAACACAGUUUACUUGAGCUCCUUUAUAACGGAGCUUAAAUGCAAAUGAUGAACUCGGAUCCCAGCGUAGAACAGCACCAGCAAGCCGGCGUGCUUACUAUGAUGCCGCCACAACAAAAUCAACAGCAGCAGGAUAAUAGUAAUGGCGAGCAGCAGCAACAAAUUCAACAACAGCAUCAGCUUCAACAACAACAGCAGCAGCAGCAACAACAAAUUGAGCAUGGGGAACAUGACGUCGGGGGCAUGGAUGAGUCCGAAGAGUUCUACUACGAAGGUGGUGCUGAGGAAUAUAGGCACUUUGCGCCCAGAGGUCGAGGUGGAUUUAGCGAUAACCAUUUAAGGGGUAGAGGAGGAGGUGGUAGAGGAGGCUUUGACUACUCCCAGAGAGGAGUAUCUCCGAGAUUUCGUGGCAGAGGAGGUUUUGGACCUCGGCCUAUGUACCGAAAUGGCUAUUCCUACGACGGACCGCCCAGGCCCAAUUGCCCACCCGGGCCAGCGGGACCUCGCUUUCGUGGACCCUUCGACCCUAACUGGGGAUCCAUGGGCCCACCACCACCUAAUAUGGCUAACAUGAUGGGUCCUCCAGGAGGAAUGCCACCUCCGCACAUGAUGAAUGGACCUAUGGGUAAUGCAGCAUAUGGGCCACCUGGCAUGGGGCCUCCCAAUAUGAACAACCAGAUUCCAGGUCAGCAGCAAGCACAUCAGCAGAUGCAGCAGCAAAGCAACAUUCCAGGAAUCGAUCUUAACGGAGAGGUGUGGGUAGAGACUAAAACACAAGAUGGCAAAUGCUAUUAUUACAACAUAAGAUCUCGAGAAACAACGUGGACCAAGCCAGAAGGGCCAAAUGUCAAAGUAAUGGUGCAAGAUCAGCUGGAACAGUUAGUACAUGGGACAUCAAAACAGCCGGCUAGUGGUGCAAUAAUGGCUGCAUCAUCGCCGAAUGCAGCUAUGAUGGGGCAGCAACAACAGCAGCAGCAGCAACAACCACCACUUCAACAGCAGCCCCAACAACAGCCACAGGUGCAACAGUCAUCACCACAGCCGCAGCAACCACAACAGCAGCAGCAGCCGCCCCAGCAACAAGGAAGUGACAACACUAGUGGAGAGGUAAGGAUGCAGCAGCAAGGUAGCGAGACACCCUCUUCUGCCCCUACUGCUCCAGCCAAUGUUAACGAAGCUGACUCGAGUCAAGUAAGUACAGCUCCUCCAGGUACCACUGCCACACCUGUUACUGGAUCUGCUGAGCCUAUGGACACUACCGUAUCGUCCACUAAUGAUGUCCAAGCGCAGCAGAUGGGACAGGCUCAACAGACAAAUGGUACCAGUGUCGCUGUAGCAUCUGUUGCACCUACUGCGCCGGUCGUCAACACGGCAGUCAUGAAUACGACACCUCCAAUGAUGCAACCACCUACUAUGAUGCCAAUGCAGCAUCGUAUGCCGACUCAGUAUGGAGGCAUGCCUCCCCCUUUUGGGCCUCCUGCAGGAGCACCAUAUGGAAUGCCUCCCCCAAACUUCCAGCCUUAUGGAGGAGGCUACGGACCUCAACCCGGUUGGGGUAUGCCACAAAUGCCACAUCCAAUGCAGCAACCUAUGGUACCUGCUGCCAUGCCCAAUGAAGAUCCCAGUAUUUUGGCUCAAAUAGACCCUAAUAUUGUGUCUAGUGCAAUGAUGUGGACCGAACACCAUGCACCAGAUGGUCGAUCCUACUUCUACAAUAGUAAAGCACAAGAAUCCAUUUGGGAGAAACCUCAAGCUCUAAAAGAUUUUGAAACUGCUAAAGCCGCAAUAAUGAGAAAAAAAACCGAAGAAGCUACCAACGUUGUUUCAUCUGUUUCUUCUACUACCACUAGUACCACAACGACAUCGGCAAGUUCAGAAACAGCCACAACGAUAACAUCGACGACGUCGACGACAACUAUGAUGACGACGACGACGACUAACACUAGCGAUAAUGCCUCACCUUCAAAAGCUGCUACUGAAACUAAAACUUCAGUUAGCAACGAAAAUAAUAUUAGCCCUUCAUCAGAAAGUACUGAUACAACAAAAGUAAAGAAAGAAGAGACGCCAACUAAAGAAGUUUCUACUAAGCCCCAAGAUAAAUCUAGACCAGUAUCCAGUACUCCAGUUCCCGGUACUCCCUGGUGUGUGGUAUGGACGGGUGAUGCGAGAGUUUUCUAUUACAAUCCGUCUUCAAGGAUCUCAGUGUGGGAGAGACCAGACAUUUUGUAUGCUAGAGCGGACGUGGAUAAAAUGGUGUCCACGCCACCAGAUCAACUCGCAAGCAGUGGUACUUCAGUGAAAGUCGAAGUUACAAAUCGUAAAGAAGAAUCAAGCGAAAGCAGUGGUGAAGAGGACCGGCCUCCUCCAGCUAAAAAAAUUAAGAUUGAUGAUGUUAAAACUAACUCCGUGAAAGAAAUGGAAGAAGAAAAGGAUAACAAAAAGACAAUUGACAUCGGCAAGGAAUCAGCCAUGGAUGCGGAAGUGCGAGCAGCAAGAGAAAGAGCUAUUGUUCCUCUUGAAACAAGAAUUAAAUCUUUCAAGGAUAUGCUCAUGGAGAAAGAUGUAUCAGCAUUUAGUACAUGGGAAAAGGAAUUGCAUAAAAUUGUAUUUGAUCCCCGUUACUUGGUUUUAACCUCGAAAGAAAGAAGGCAAGUAUUUGAAAAAUAUGUCAAAGAACGUGCAGAGGAAGAGAGACGAGAAAAACGAAAUAAAAUGAAAGAAAAGAAAGAGCAGUUCCAAAAAUUACUGGAAGAAGCUAACCUUCAUGGAAAAUCUUCGUUCAGCGAUUUUGCACAAAAACAUGGCCGGGAUGAGCGUUUUAAGAACGUCGAAAAGAUGCGAGAGCGUGAGAGUUUAUUCAAUGAAUAUCUGUUGGAGGUGCGGAAACGGGAAAAGGAGGAGAAAGCAGCUAAACGAGAACAGGUGAAAAAGGAUUUCUUGGCGCUACUGCGCGAGCAUAAGGACAUCGACCGUCACUCGCAUUGGACUGACUGCAAGAAACGCCUCGAGUCCGACUGGCGCUAUCGUAACGUCGAUUCGGCCGGUACACGCGAGGACUGGUUCCGCGAUUACGUACGCGUUCUAAAGGACGAGCGUAAAAAAGAAAAAGAGAAGGAGAAAGAGCGCGAACGCGAAGCCAAGGAAGAGAGGCACCGCGAACGCGAGCAUCACAAAGAGAAGAAGGACAAGGAGAGAAAGGAAAAGAAGGAGAAGAAGGAAAAGAAAGAUAAGGACAGGGAGAAAGAAAAAGAAAGAGAUAAGGAGAAAGCGAAAGAAAAGGAAAGGGAGAAAGAAAAAGAAAAGGCCGUUGAGAUAAAUGACGAGAAAGAGAUUGGUGAAAUUGAUGAUGUGGAAGAGAGCAAUCACAAAAAGGAAAGCGAUCGUAACGAAGAUGACGAGGAAUAUGACAGGCCAGACUCGGCAGCCGCAGCCGCAGCAGCUGAGGAGGAAGAGAAGCAGAAGCGGGACCGUGAGCGGAGAGCCGAGGCUAGUCUGCGGGAACGAGAACGGGAGGUGCAAAGGACCCUGGCCACUCACUUGCGGGACCGGGACAAAGAAAGACAGCAUCACCGGCACACCGAGGCUGUACAACACUUCAACGCGCUUCUGGCUGAUUUGGUAAGAAAUGGUGAUCUCGCCUGGCGUGAGGCUAAGAGACAGUUGAGAAAGGACCAUCGUUGGGAACUUGUCGACACAUUGGAUAGGGAGGAGAAGGAGAGGCUGUUCAAUGAACACGUUGAACAGUUGGGGCGAAAGAAGAGGGAUAAAUUUAGGGAACUACUUGACGAGGUUGGAGCCUCCUCCGAUUUGACAGCUUCUUGGAAGGAUAUCAAAAAGCUGUUGAAAGAUGAUCCGCGAUACCUCAAAUUUUCUUCCAGUGAUAGGAAAUGUGAAAAAGAGUUCAAGGAGUACAUAAAAGACAAACUAGUGGCAGCAAAGGCAGAUUUCAGGGAACUUCUUCAGGAGACAAAACUAAUCACGGACAAAACCUUCAAAAAGGUGCAAGAGAGUAAUACGCAUUUGACAGAAAUAGAAGACAUUUUGAAAAAAGAUAAACGGUUUCUGGUGCUCGAUGCUGCGGCAUCGGAGAGAACGAGGCUGUUGAUGGGUUACUUGGAAGAGUUAGCUCGUCGUGGACCUCCUCCACCACCGACUGCCUCAGAACCAUCACGAAGACCAAAUGUGAACUGAAAGUUCGUUGAUUGUGAACCUUUGUCUAACAAUUGUGAGUGAUUAUCAGUCAGUGUGAAAAAACCACUAGUGCGGAGUGUGUGUAAACACGUGUUGCCUCAUUGUGCGAAUAGUAAUCGCGGCUAACUGUAUGUAGUCAACACAACAAAUAAUACAACCAAAUAUUUAAUAAAAAAUUAUAUAUUCAUUGUAUAUAUAAGUACAAGUUAGAGUGACAAACAAAAAUAAAAUUUUCAAAAGUGGGUGAGAAAAAACUCAAAUUUAUUUUAAUGUAAUUUGGAUGUAGCAUGCUCUUCGUUAAUAAGAAUUAAAUAUAUUUUAUCUUUGUAGGAACAAAUAAUUAUCUCAGUAAUUUGUUUAUAGACUACAUCCAUUUUUCUCAAUGAUUUUUUACAAUUCAAUUGACCUACA
This is a messenger RNA of Copidosoma floridanum, 5249 nucleotides long. RefSeq lists its product as uncharacterized. NCBI's taxonomy places the organism in Eukaryota, Metazoa, Arthropoda, Insecta, Hymenoptera, Encyrtidae. The record is from RefSeq and is a predicted model, not a curated record. Gene Ontology annotation, cellular component: nucleus. Gene Ontology annotation, molecular function: transcription coregulator activity; RNA polymerase binding.